This is a messenger RNA of Camellia sinensis, 2170 nucleotides long. RefSeq names its product signal peptide peptidase-like 5. The record is from RefSeq and is a predicted model, not a curated record. Gene Ontology annotation, cellular component: Golgi-associated vesicle membrane; lysosomal membrane; lumenal side of endoplasmic reticulum membrane. NCBI's taxonomy places the organism in Eukaryota, Viridiplantae, Streptophyta, Magnoliopsida, Ericales, Theaceae. Gene Ontology annotation, biological process: membrane protein proteolysis. Gene Ontology annotation, molecular function: aspartic endopeptidase activity, intramembrane cleaving.
ACGGGAGCCAAUAAAUCUGGUGGUGAAGAAGAAACCAGUUCUUCCUUAACGUCGCCAGGAGGGAGGGAGGGAGAGAGAGAGAGAGAGAGAGAGAGGUUUCUUUCAUGUUCCCACUCAAUUUUUGGCAAAUUUUCAUCUCAGGAGGGUUGAUUUGUGCUGGCGAAGAAGAAGAAGAAGAAGGGCAGGAAUGGCCAUGGCGUCCUCUCAGCUCCUCAUUCACAAUUUCUUAAUCACCAUCGCAUUUGGCAUUCUCCUAUUAUUUCCUAUAUCAAUUGUGUCUGCCGAUGACCCUAAAUCUCCUGCCUGCAACAAGUUACAGCGAUUGGUCAAGAUUAAAAUGUGGGUUAAUGGUGCUGAAGGUGAAGAGUUAGGUGGAUCAACUGCAAAAUUUGGUGCUGAUUUGCCCACUGAUGCUAAAGACGGCCUAAGGUUGCCUGCUGUUUUUGCAAACCCCUUAAACUGCUGUUCCAGUUAUUCUUCAAAGUUAUCUGGUUCUAUUGCUUUGUCCCCACGUGGUGAUUGUGAUUUCAUGACCAAGGCUGAAGUUGCGCAAUCAGGAGGUGCAGCAGAGUUGUUGGUCAUACAUGAUAAAGAAGAUCUUUUGGAGAUGAGUUGUCGUGAGAAAAACAUUGUAAACAUCAAAAUUCCUGUUGUGAUGAUAGCGAAGUCAGGAGGAGAGGCUAUAAACAAAUCCAUGACAGGUGGAAGGAAAGUGGAAAUUAUGUUAUAUUCGCCAAAUCGUCCAAUUGUGGACUUCUCAGUGGUAUUCUUAUGGUUGAUGGCUGUGGGGACGGUUAUUUCCGCUUCGCUUUGGUCAGAGUUUACUUCAACUGAGCAGAAUGAUGACCGCUAUGAACUGUCGCCAAAGGAAUCUGCUAGUGCCGAUGCUGAGGAGGAAGUCCUUGAUAUUAGUGCUAAGAGUGCUGUAGUUUUCGUCAUAUCAGCAUCCACAUUUCUGGUGCUACUUUAUCUGUUUAUGUCAUCUUGGUUUGUCUGGCUGCUGGUUGCAGUUUUCUGUCUUGGUGGUAUCGAGGGAAUGCAUGCUUGCAUAUUAUCUCUGGUUUUAAGGAAAGGGAGAAACUGUGGGCAGAAGAAAGUGAAAUUGCCUCUUCUGGGGGAGAUGUCAGUUCUUUCUCUUGCAGUCGUAGUUUUUUGCUUCGUAUUUGCUUUUCUUUGGGCUAUAAACAGGAAGGCUUCAUAUUCAUGGGUUGGUCAAGACAUUCUUGGUAUCUGCUUGAUGAUAAGGGUCUUGCAGAUUGCUCGACUACCUAAUAUAAAGGUUGCGACGGUACUUCUUUGUUGUGCAUUUCUUUAUGACAUCUUUUGGGUCUUCCUGUCGCCAUAUAUAUUCCACGACAGUGUUAUGAUUGCGGUUGCUCGGGGUGACAACAGUGGCGGAGAAUCCAUUCCAAUGCUUUUGAGAAUUCCAAAACUUUUUGAUCCUUGGGGUGGUUACAAUAUGAUUGGCUUUGGAGACAUUCUCUUUCCUGGUCUCCUUGUUUCAUUUGCUCUAAGGUAUGACAAAGCCAAUAAGAAGGGUGUACUAAAUGGAUACUUCCUUUGGUUGACAAUUGGCUAUGGAUCAGGCCUCUUUUUCACUUACCUAGGCUUGUAUCUAAUGCAUGGACAUGGUCAACCUGCUCUCCUAUACCUUGUUCCAUGUACAUUAGGGGUUUCUGUCAUCUUGGGUCUGGUUAGAGGUGAGCUGAAAGAUCUCUGGAACUAUGGCACAGAUGAUUAACCUUGUAUGGAAGCUUGAUGAAUCAGAUUGGUUGCAUCUUUCAAACCUGGAGGUUAAACGACGCUGAUUUACAGCAAAUACCAUCCAUGAGGAAAACAAAAAGGUUUGGCUUCUUCAUAUAUAACGGUAUUAUGAUCAGUUCAAGUGGUACAUAAGGUACAAGGCCCUUCAAGUCCUUUUGCGGCUGUUCAUCCUUGUAAUUAAUUCUCAUAUAUGUAUUGCCUUUGCAUUUAAAUAUAUUGAAUUAUUCUUUAAAUAUAUUGAAGAAUUAUUCUUUCAUGUAUUUAAAUAUAUUUUUCUUCCUCUCUCUGGCUGAGGUGUAUGUGAGAUGAGCUCAGUCCAGAGCAGUUGGACAUUUGUACGAUUCUUAUAAUUGAAUGCUUUAAAUGUAAAGUUCAUAGAUGACAUGAUAAUAUGAUAUUUGUUAAA